AAUCGAUAUCUCCCACAGUCCUUGAAAAUCGUGAAUAUUUCCAUUAACAAAACAAUUAUUUACGUAAUCUAAAAAUAAAUUGCGUAAUAUCGAAUUGCGCUGGGUCACGAUUGUCACACUCGAUUGCUAGUCCCUCGGAAGGUUCUUGGAAAGCACUUGAUUAAUAAAUAAAAAAUACUCAACGACAACAUUUGUACGGUGGAUUUUAUCGAACUUGAAGGGGAUCGAUUGAGAAACAAAUGACUUGGAUUGUCAGUCGCGCCAUUUCCGUUGCCGGACAGUCAUCGUUCAGCUGUUUCAGACGAUCGCUUCACCUAUCUCCAAAAAAUAUGGUUAUUGCUGUGGGUGAUUCUGUUCCUGACGUGGAUCUUUUUGAGGACUCCCCCGCCAACAAGGUCAAUCUUUCCAAGGUCGCCACUGGAAAGAAAAUAAUUGUUUUUGGAGUUCCAGGUGCAUUCACUCCAGGAUGCUCAAAGACACAUCUCCCUGGUUUCGUCCAGAAAGCAGAUGAGUUAAAGUCUAAGGGAAUUUCUGAAAUUUUCUGUGUCAGUGUGAAUGAUCCAUUCGUGAUGGGUGCCUGGGGAAAGGAUCACAAGGCUGAUGGCAAAGUGAGAAUGCUUGCCGAUACAAAUGGCGAAUUUGCAAAAGCAGCAGAUCUUGCCAUGGACCUUCCAGUCCUCGGUGGAACUCGAUGCAAGCGUUUCUCAAUGGUCGUUGAAGACGGAGUAGUCAAGGAAAUCAACGUCGAGCCAGACAACACCGGCCUCAGCUGCUCCCUCGCCGAUCACAUCAAAGUUUAAUAAAAUAUCCGUUCAAUAAAUCCCUGGUUUAUCAUUAUUAAUUCUGCAAUCAUGUGGUAAAAGGUAAGCACUAGCUUUCAGUAACUCUUUCGGAAAUAUCUACUACGAAACUCUUGAUUUUUUCUAGAUAUCAAGACCUGCAAAAAGAAUUCCCGAAAUUUCACUAUCUCAGAGAUAUUUCCGAAAAAAUCGUCGAAGAAACUUUUUAUUAUUUUUUUUUACUGCACUAUUGCUGAAGUAAUAAAACACUAGAUUACACCACGUUAUCACUGCAAUACACAUAUCGGUGUAAUUCUUUCAUAGACAUAUCUCAACACCGUUGUCAAUUUUUCGGUUAUCCUUACACAUUUAGAUCUUUCCUAAAUGAAUUAGAUUGUACUGAAUAAAUGACAGAGUGUACUAUACAAUAAAGUUUAAAAAAAACUA
Messenger RNA from Fopius arisanus, 1226 nucleotides. It is a transcript of the gene Prx5, whose product is annotated as Peroxiredoxin 5. NCBI's taxonomy places the organism in Eukaryota, Metazoa, Arthropoda, Insecta, Hymenoptera, Braconidae. Gene Ontology annotation, cellular component: mitochondrion; peroxisome; cytoplasm. The coding region runs from base 240 to 800 and encodes 186 amino acids. Gene Ontology annotation, biological process: cellular response to oxidative stress; hydrogen peroxide catabolic process; cell redox homeostasis. Gene Ontology annotation, molecular function: thioredoxin peroxidase activity. The record is from RefSeq and is a predicted model, not a curated record. The transcript is spliced from 4 exons.